AAACCCUACUCCCUCCCGUUCAGCCGCAGCUGAUGAUAGCCAAUCUGUUAGCUGCAAACGCUACGGAACUUAGCAAACAGCUAGUGUAGCGUCUUUAUGUGUACGAGGGUUUAGCUGACUGUCAAAUAAAUGUGCUGUUUUAGAGUUUAGCAAAGGUGCGUUGAGUAAUAUUGACGGGUCCUGUAAAUGUGCCCCUAAACUUUACAGGCGCGUGAGUACGCCGCGUAGUUCAAUGCUACUUACGUUAGCUAACUUGUGCAGUUUGACAGUAAGAUCAGAGGAGUGUACAGCUAACCGCGCUAGCUAACUGCUAGCUGGUUUGUAGCUGGCUAGUUAGCGGUCUGUUUUGUUAACUAUUUCGGCCUGACUCGACUGAGCUUGAAUGCUGCUGUUUUUUCAAGUGGUAGCAACCCAUGCAAGCCCUGGAUGAGAACUGGACCUGAGCCCUGGGCUGUCUAUGAUGUUCAAAACCUUUUUCGUUGCAUCAACUGACCUCUCCUGGUCCAUUUAACCAACCAUUAUUACUCCUAAACAAUCCAACAUUUCUGCUUGGCAACAGGAUGAUCAUUCAAGCUGACCCCACCCAGUUUACUGGGACAAGAAUACCCCGGUACCAAGCUCUCCAAAUGAUAUGAUAGUAGCCACCUGGAUCACUUUUUGUGCUUGCAGGAGCCUAGCACAGGUUCUGAUCUUACUUUCCUCCUCAAACUCCCUUUCCCCGUUCUGGGAGACCUUUGUCACAGUGGUUUCUGGCACUGGAACCAUGGGUAACAGCUGUGUGUGCCGGGAGGAUAGUGAUGUGGAGGAUAUUCACCAUGGAUCGUCCAGGGCAACUCAGGGACAAGCUAGGCGGGUGGAUCACGGUACAGGCUUAGGUGUUGAUGCCGGUGAGGCGCGGAGCAGUCGACCCAGGGACCCAGUCAGGCCGCCACGUCGAGGGCGGGGACCCCAUGAGCCAAGACGGAAGAAACAGAAUGUGGAUGGCCUGGUGCUGGACACAUUGGCUGUCAUCAGGACACUUGUAGACAAUGACCAGGAGCCCCCUUACUCCAUGAUCACUUUGCACGAGAUGGCUGAGACAGAUGAUGGUUGGCUGGAGGUUGUCCAGUCUCUGAUUCGAGUGAUACCAUUGGACGAUCCUCUUGGCCCUGCAGUGAUAACCCUUCUAUUGGAUGAGUGUCCCCUGCCCACCAAGGAUGCUCUCCAGAAACUGUCUGACAUGUUGAGUCUGAGUUCGGCAGUAGCACGACAGGACGCUCUAAUCCCGGCUAAACACAGAAACACCACAGCUGUCCUAGGAUGCCUGGCAGAGAAAUUGGCUGGUCCUGCUAGUAUUGGACUGUUGAGCCCUGGAACCCUUGAGUACCUUCUAGAGAGCCUGAGCUCUGAGGCCCACCCUACGGUCAUGCUGUUUGCUCUCAUCGCUUUGGAGAAGUUCUCCCAGACCAGUGAGAACAAACUGACGGUGUCUGAGUCAUGUAUCAGCAAUCGACUUGCUGUCCUGGAGUCGUGGGCGGAGAACCCUGACUACCUGAAGAGGCAGGUCGGAUUCUGCUCCCAGUGGAGCCUCGACAACCUGUUCCUCAAGGAUGGUCGUCAGUUCACCUACGAGAAGGUAAACCUCUCCAAUAUCAACGCCAUGCUCAACAGCAACGAUGUCAGCGAGUACCUUAAGAUCUCCCCUUCUGGACUAGAGGCACGAUGUGAUGCCUCGUCCUUUGAGAGCGUGCGUUGUACAUUCUGUGUAGAUUCAGGCGUUUGGUACUACGAGGUGACGGUCAUUACAUCCGGCGUGAUGCAAAUCGGAUGGGCCACCAAGGACAGCAAGUUCCUCAACCAUGAGGGUUACGGGAUAGGAGACGAUGAAUACUCAUGUGCGUACGAUGGCUGCAGGCAGCUCAUCUGGUACAACGCUCGCAGUAAACCUCACGCUCACCCCUGCUGGAAGGAGGGAGAUGCCAUCGGCUUCCUGUUGGACCUCAGCAAGAAGCAGAUGAUCUUCUUUCUAAACGGACAACAGCUGCCAGCAGAGAAACAGGUCUUCUCUUCAGCCACGUCCGGUUUCUUUGCGGCAGCCAGCUUUAUGUCAUACCAGCAGUGUGAGUUUAACUUUGGGGCCAAGCCUUUCCGUCACCCACCGUCUGUCAAGUUCAGCACCUUCAAUGAUUUUGCUUCACUGCUGCCUAGUGAAAAGAUCAUCCUACCCAGACACCGGCGUCUGGCCUUACUAAAGCAGGUUAGCAUCCGAGACAACUGCUGCACGCUGUGUUGUGACGUCAUGGCUGACACAGAGCUGCGGCCCUGUGGACAUGGUGGUAUGUGUAUGGAGUGUGCCUUACAGUUAGAGACGUGCCCCUUGUGCCGCCAGGACAUCCAGACCCGCGUUAGACUCAUUGCACACGUCUCCUGACAAACCUCCUGCCCCUUCUCUAAUAAGGAGAAACACCCAAGCCCUACAGCCUCCUCCUCUAAUGCCCUCUCACCCAGCAGGGCUGUGAGGACAGGGCCACAAUGUUGUGAUGAUACAACAACUGUGACUUCUGGUAAGCGGAGGCGACGACGAGAGGUGGAGAGAAGAAAAAGAGGAGAUAAGAGGAGGGGAAAUAAACCUCAGCUGGAUCCCCAGGAGCUUUCUCCCAUUUACCUUCAUCUCCUCUUUUGUAUCCUUCUUAGCAACUUACUGCAGAAGCUGGGCCAAGAAUCAUCAUUUCUACCAAAAGUGUGUAUUUCAGACAAAAAGAGCAGAAGUGAACGGUAAAAACAAAUUUACCCGAGAUUACAGACGGAUCCAACCUCUCAUCUGCAAGCCCGUGUGUAGAGUCAUCAGACAUCCUUUCCAUAAUAUGAGGAUCUCACUGAGCUUUCAGCCCAGAGGCUACUAGUAUUUAAUCCCAUCGUCGUCAUGCACACGUCUGCUGAUCUGAAAGGGCAGGCUAGCAGAAAGGAAUACAGCCUGUAGUACAGGAUUAAACUCAAGGUACAGAGACAUUUGAGAUAAAUCUCACUUUCAUGUUUUUUUGGGUAUAGAUAUGCGAAUUAUGGAGUUCUCGAGGUAGCAUUUUCAUUCUCUUUUUUUCCAAGGUUAUAGCAAAACCUAUCCUUUGGUCAGCUUCCCUGUCUGUACAAAUUGAUUGCCCACUGGUAGGAUUUGCCAUUGGAAAAAAAGACUUCCUUGGGUAAAAUAUCAGAUUUUGAAUGCUUUAAAAUUGAGUUAUUCAGAGAGUUUAGUUUUCCAAUUCGGUUUACAAAAUUAAAUGUUCAAAAUCAGCUGUCCCACUACUUCCUGUAAACUACCUUGAUGACAAAAUUCUUAACCUACUGAAAUCUACAGUAUAUCAGAAGUAACUGAUUUUAAGCAUGGCUGACCCUGCUGCUUUUUGUGCUUAAUCGUCUUUGCUCGGAUGUUGGAAUUUCUUCAGUCACAUAUGGAAGUAUAAAAUUAGUUUUCCACCACCACCUUUUGAAUUUAUUUUGGAUUGCUUGAUAGUUGAAACCUUUGGCAACAACUUGUAAUUCAGCUCAACAAUGAGUCAGGCUCCAUUGAUGUGCAGCAUAAGUAAAUAUGUUAUAAUUUCUGUUUGUAAUGACAAACCCCUGCGUCUGUACUGAGACGACCAUUUUCAAUCCUCAAGAUCUGAUUUAAUUUUGUAUUAUAAAUUAUGGUGAUCGAUGAUGUAGAAACCUGGUUGUGAGGUACAACAGGUUUUGUUGAUUGACAGUGUUGUAUUAGCCGAUCAGUGAAUUGCUUAAAACAAAUGUGACAUGUUUUAAGAGAAUAUAUAAUUCCUCCGUCAGUUUACUAAAUAUCCCAGGGUCAUUUUUAAGAUGUUGUCAUUCUAGGUCUGAUUUGGCAGUGAAAUACUUCACACGAGUCAGCAAAGAAACCACCCACCACAACAUAGUGACAUGAGCUGAAGUCUGGGCUUUAGUACAGGAAAGAAAGUUAAUGUAUGCAACUAAACACAGCAUACACAAUUGAUCUUGUCAAAUGAAGUUUAUCAGAUUGGAAGUGUAUCUUUCAGACUGAGUAAAAUGCGGUUUCCCUCUUUGUGCUUUACAGAACAUAAAUCUCUCUGCUCUCAUUUAGCCAAUUCUUCUUUCAUCUUCCCCCCUCUGUCUUUAUAAAAACCUUGUGCUUUUCUCUGACUUUCUGUCCAUCCUUUACUUGAAGCGUCUCUGGGUCGACUUAACUACAUUUAUAUUUGGGAAACCAGUGAGGAAAUGAGAUCCAGUGACAUUUCAAAUGAUUACACUGAAUACGUUUCCAUCUAUUUUGGUCAAGUUAUUUAUGGAAGUGUUACUACACCUCCAAAUUGCAUGAACAGGAUCUGUAAAACCAUUCAGACUACUGGAAUUAUUUCUAAAAGGUAACAUGCAUCUGUCAGUAGAACAAAAGACUGGUCUGGUCACUGUUUGCUUUGUUGUAUUUCUGGAGCACCUUAUACUGUACACGCAGGUGAGAGAAUUAAAUUAGCUUCUAUGGCUUGAGAUGACAUUCGGGAUUGUAAAGAUUCGUCGUGGAUUGUAUUUAAAACAUCUAUUAAGGAAUUUUGCCCCACAUUUCCCAAAGAUGUGAUUGAAGAAUUGUUUCCUGGGUUGUGAUAUUUGUAAUAAAUGUAUGUUCAUGUGA
Messenger RNA from Etheostoma spectabile (orangethroat darter), 4630 nucleotides. It is a transcript of the gene rspry1, whose product is annotated as ring finger and SPRY domain containing 1. NCBI's taxonomy places the organism in Eukaryota, Metazoa, Chordata, Actinopteri, Perciformes, Percidae. The coding region runs from base 632 to 2410 and encodes 592 amino acids. Gene Ontology annotation, molecular function: ubiquitin-protein transferase activity; protein binding. The transcript has 15 exons. The record is from RefSeq and is a predicted model, not a curated record. Gene Ontology annotation, cellular component: cytoplasm.